This is a messenger RNA of Periophthalmus magnuspinnatus, 1581 nucleotides long. It is a transcript of the gene gdf3, whose product is annotated as growth differentiation factor 3. The transcript is spliced from 6 exons. NCBI's taxonomy places the organism in Eukaryota, Metazoa, Chordata, Actinopteri, Gobiiformes, Gobiidae. Gene Ontology annotation, biological process: SMAD protein signal transduction; BMP signaling pathway. Gene Ontology annotation, molecular function: cytokine activity; growth factor activity. Gene Ontology annotation, cellular component: extracellular region. The record is from RefSeq and is a predicted model, not a curated record. Bases 1 to 1140 code for a protein of 379 amino acids.
AUGAGACCCUGCGUGGCGCGCGUCGUGGCGUGCGUCCUUCUGGCCUUCUGUCUCCUCUCCACGCGCUCUGCUCCCUCUCCGGGGGAUCUAAACGCCCAGGAGCGGCUCUUCCUCUCCUCUCUCGGUCUGAGCUCCAGACCGCGGCCCGCUGAUUCUCGCCCGCAGCGUCGCCAUGUGCCAUCGGCGCUGUGGAGGAUGUUCCGGAGCUCUGAACACCGGAAAAAGGCGCAGGACAGUGACCCGUGCACCGUGGCUGAAUACGGGGUGAAAGGAAACAUCAUCCGCUACGUGCAGGACCAAGGUGGAGAAGUGCCGAGCUGGAAUGGUUUGGAGAAGCAGCUCUUUUUUAACAUGUCGGUUCUUCAACCUGUGGAGCAGUUGACUCUGGCUCGACUGGAGGUUCGAUUCCACUGGGGACCUCUGCUCUCCUCUGAGCUCCUGUCUUCUGACCGUGGGCUCAGUGUGACCCUCUACAGGGUUAUACGCGCCACACUCAAAGGUGCAGACCGUCAGACAAACAGACGCCUGCUCCUCUCACAGUCUGUGCAGCUCCAGCCUGAGUCCACUGCCGUGACCCUUGACCUCACUUCUGUGGCAGAAUCCUGGAGGAAACCCGGGAGGAACUAUGGCCUGGUCCUGGAGAUGGUUCCUCUCAGCAUACAUCCAGAAGAAUUACUGGCAUUUCACCCAGGUAGAUUUUGCUCUGUUCAGCUGGACUUGUCCCUGCCCCUGGUCCAGUCCUCUCUGGUCCUGGUCUCUCUGAACCCAGAGCAAUGUCGGUCUCGUCAGAGGAGGAGCGCGGUGCACCUCCCUGUGUCCCCCUCAAAUGUGUGCAGAGCCCGGAGACUCUACAUUGACUUUAAGGAUGUGGGUUGGCAGGACUGGAUCAUUGCUCCACAGGGUUACAUGGCAAACUACUGUCAUGGCGAGUGUCCGUUCCCCCUGAGUGAGACUCUGAACGGAACAAACCACGCCAUCCUCCAGACUCUGGUCCACUCCCUCGACCCACAGGGCACCCCCCAACCCUGCUGUGUGCCCAUCCGCCUGUCCCCCAUCUCCAUGCUCUACUAUGACAACAACGACAACGUGGUCCUCAGGCACUACCAGGACAUGGUGGUGGACGAGUGUGGAUGCAGAUAGUGAUAAAGCCAUACUGCUACUGUCUCCCUCCCUUUUUUUCUUUUCCCUCUUUCCUUUUUCUUUUCCCAUCCUUACCCAUCUUCAGUGCAUGAGUUACUAGGCUUUUAAAUUGUAUAUUUAAUUUAGUUGUGUUUUUAUGUAUAACAAAAAUUGUAUUAUAUUAAACUACACAUUUUCCGAUUACACACCGUAAUGCUAUUCAUGGGGUUCAGUCUUGAAAAUAAUUUUUAAAAAGGUGGUCUGAAAAUUUGAAAACGUCUAAAAUUUCCAACAGACCACAUUCUUGAUUUCGCUUUUAAUUUUCUUAUUCCUUGUAGUUUAUGCUGCCAUGUUGUCCAGCAGAGGGCACUGUGACUCCAGCUGGGGGAGCAUCAUAUGAAGCCUGUAUGUUUGUCACUGGGGGUUAUUGAGUUCAUGUGUGAUUCAUUCAGUAAAACGCAG